Molecule: messenger RNA, 666 nt
Organism: Nematocida homosporus
Lineage: Eukaryota; Fungi; Microsporidia
Exons: 1
Coding region: 1-666 (221 amino acids)
Source: RefSeq, a predicted model, not a curated record
AUGGCGACUGUAUCCCCUAACACAUCCCUUGCCGAGAUUAAAUGCCUGCUCAGCACACAACCUUUUGCCUUCUACAACCACCCAGACCUUCUACUGGCCAUCCGUACUUUCUCCUGGUCGUCUUUCUAUGCCCGACUAACUCGUCAUAAUACAGCCAUCAAUGCCAAGUACACCACUUGCCGAAUUCUCUACAAAAUGGCACCCCAGAAAAGAAAGACUCCACCCUGUGCCCCCCACCAACCUUCCAAAGUCAAGUUCACUGAUGAAGUCCUUAUUGUACCCCCUCUCUCCACCUCCUCCAUCCCUUCCCCCUCCAACACCUCCUCCACCCACCCUAAUACCACCCCUUCCCACCUUAACUCAACCCACCCUAACUCAACCCACCUCACCCCCUCCAAUACCACACCUAUUGGUAUUCUUAAAAAACACCAUCCAGUCCCAAAUCAAAAUCAAAAUCAAAAUCCCAAUCUUAAGACAAAUUCCCACUCAGCUCAAAAUGCAAAUACAAAUUCCAACUUAAAUCAAAAUACAAAAGUAAAACCAAAAACAACACAAACACCCAUCAAUAUCUAUGUCACACAAUUAGAAGAGAACUACGAAGAAACACCAACUUUUAGAUACUCUACCCCUGAUAGAAGUAUUCCAGAAGAGUUACCACAUAAAUAA